This is a messenger RNA of Eurytemora carolleeae, 467 nucleotides long. RefSeq lists its product as uncharacterized. The transcript is spliced from 5 exons. The record is from RefSeq and is a predicted model, not a curated record. NCBI's taxonomy places the organism in Eukaryota, Metazoa, Arthropoda, Copepoda, Calanoida, Temoridae. Bases 87 to 467 code for a protein of 126 amino acids.
ACAUUAUGUAAAGUUUGAAUUGUACUGCACGAUAUGUACACCAAAGACCCUGCUAGGCUGUGACGAAGAAUUUGUAAACAAACAUCAUGAAGAACUUGUUAUUGUUUUUAUUGAUUGGUUGUUUUCAUGCAGUACACUCAUAUUUUGAUACAGCAACAAGAGCUGGAGAUUUUCUCUCAACAUGUUCAGAAUUAAACAGUUCAGAUACACAGUUCACAUGUUCAGGAACAAUUUGUUCAAAGGAUAUUUCCUUGAAGUUAGAUGUCAGCUCCCUGCAAGAGCUAAGCUGUGAAAAUAUCGAAGACUGUUAUCCUUCAAAUUCAAAUAUGAUCUGUCACAGGGAUAGAUGCACUUGUCCUCCCUUCACAGCAUUCAAUAUUUCAACAUGCAGAUGUGAGAUAACAGAGCUGUGUGUUGGUAACGACGACUUUCCUUGUCAUAGUCAUAAUCUUAGGCAAUCAUUGUAA